Molecule: messenger RNA, 1468 nt
Organism: Tetranychus urticae (two-spotted spider mite)
Lineage: Eukaryota; Metazoa; Arthropoda; Arachnida; Trombidiformes; Tetranychidae
Gene: Cdk5
Product: Cyclin-dependent kinase 5
Biological process (GO): synaptic vesicle transport; protein phosphorylation; axonogenesis
Cellular component (GO): cytoplasm; nucleus
Molecular function (GO): ATP binding; cyclin-dependent protein serine/threonine kinase activity
Source: RefSeq, a predicted model, not a curated record
AGCCGAUUUCCUAAAUUGUGUAAAAUUAUCAGGAAUCAUGAGAAAGAGCAAAUGAAGAGAAUGAGAGAGAAAGAGAAGCAUUAGUAAGAGAGACUAGAAAAUGCUCAAAAGAAUUGUCUUUCAUCUUUAUACAUAUUCUACUCUGUCAAUAAAAUAUUUCUAAACAUUGAAAAAUCAACUUGCCUUUUCAUUACAUUCUAUCUUUAUCAGUAAAUCCAUUAAUAAAUUAAAUCAAUUUGCAUAUAUUUUCAAUAAACAGUGUUACCCCAAAUUAUAUCAAUAUUUACUUUUAAAGUAUAGUAAUAUCGGUAGAUUAUAAUUUUUUAUAGUCAAGUGUCUCCUUCCUAUCAUUGUUUUGUUUUGUCUGUUAUUGUUUCAAUUUCAUUUUGACAUUAUACUGUUCAUUGCUACCAUUGAUGCAGAAGUACGAGAAAUUGGAAAAAAUUGGUGAAGGUACCUAUGGAACCGUAUUCAAAGGUAAAAAUCGUGAAACCCAGGAGAUUGUUGCCUUAAAACGGGUUAGAUUAGAUGAUGAUGAUGAAGGUGUCCCAAGCUCAGCACUUCGUGAGAUAUGCUUACUCAAGGAGCUUCGACAUCGUAAUAUUGUGAGAUUAUGUGAUGUGCUUCAUAGUGAAAAAAAGUUGACCCUCGUCUUUGAACAUUGUGACCAAGACUUGAAAAAAUAUUUUGAUAGUCUCAAUGGAGAAAUUGACCCUGACGUGGUUAAAUCAUUUUUCUAUCAACUUCUUCGAGGCCUGGAGUUUUGUCACAAGAACAAUGUCCUUCACAGAGACUUGAAACCUCAAAAUUUGUUAAUCAAUAAAAAUGGUGAACUUAAGUUAGCGGAUUUUGGCUUAGCUCGGGCUUUUGGUAUUCCAGUAAGAUGUUACUCAGCUGAGGUAGUUACUCUUUGGUAUCGUCCCCCUGAUGUCCUUUUUGGAGCCAAAUUAUAUACAACCUCUAUCGAUAUGUGGUCAGCAGGCUGUAUUUUUGCUGAAUUGGCUAAUGCUGGACGGCCUUUAUUUCCUGGUUCAGAUGUGGAAGAUCAGCUGAAAAGAAUAUUUAAGCUUCUUGGUACUCCAACAGAAGAAACUUGGCCCGGUGUUGCUACUCUUCCAGACUAUAAACCAUUCCCAAUGUAUCAUCCAACCACCAGCUUUUCAUCGGUUGUUCCAAAGCUGAAUUCUAAGGGUCGUGAUUUACUACAAAAAUUAUUAGUUUGUAAUCCAUCUCAUCGUUUAUCCGCUGAGGAAGCAAUGUCUCAUGCUUUUUUCAAUGACCUGAGUCCUGCGAUUAAAAAUUUAGCUUAAACCCAGACUCCUUUACACAUCUUCACACCCGGUCUUGAAUUCUGGUGUCACUCAUAAUCGUCAAUCACCAAUUAUAAAUGAAAUUAUGUACAUCACAACUCAAAGAGUCAUACCACAUUCUGUAUUGUAAACUUUAUAAAGAAUUUCAUUACCAGUUA